AUGGCUGACGAGGAAGUUGCCGCUCUGGUCAUUGAUAACGGUAGUGGUAUGUGCAAAGCCGGAUUCGCUGGUGAUGAUGCUCCGCGUAGCGUCUUCCCUUCUAUUGUCGGCCGACCCAAGAUGCCUGGCAUCAUGGUGGGUAUGGACCAGAAGGACUCUUAUGUUGGUGAUGAGGCUCAGUCCAAGCGUGGUAUCUUGACCUUGAAGUACCCCAUUGAGCACGGUAUCGUCACCAACUGGGAUGAUAUGGAGAAAAUCUGGCAUCACACUUUCUACAAUGAACUGCGUGUCUCUCCCGAGGACACCCAAACCACCGGUAUCGUUAUGGAUUCCGGUGAUGGUGUUAGUCACACUGUUCCCAUCUAUGAGGGUUACGCCCUUCCCCAUGCUAUCCAGAGGCUCGAUCUGGCUGGUCGCGAUCUGACCGAGUUCAUGAUGAAAAUUUUGACCGAACGAGGUUACACCUUCACUACUACGGCUGAGAGAGAGAUCGUCCGUGACAUCAAGGAGAAGUUGUCCUACGUCGCACUUGACUUUGACACUGAGAUGAAGGCCGCUGCUGAGAGUAGUGAGAAGGAGAAAACGUACGAGUUGCCUGAUGGCAACAUUAUUACUGUUGGUAACGAACGCUUCCGAUGUCCAGAAGUACUCUUCCAACCCACUUUCAUUGGUAAGGAGGCCAGCGGCAUCCACGACACCACUUUCCAAUCUAUCAUGAAAUGCGACGUGGAUAUCAGGAAGGAUCUGUACGCCAAUGUUGUCCUUUCUGGAGGCACUACGAUGUUUAAUGGUAUCGGUGAGAGAAUGACUAAGGAGCUCACUGCUCUGGCCCCCUCUACUAUGAAGAUCAAGGUCGUGGCUCCACCUGAGCGCAAGUAUUCUGUCUGGAUUGGAGGCUCUAUUUUGUCCUCUUUGUCGACCUUCCAGCAGAUGUGGAUCUCUAAGCAGGAGUAUGACGAAUCUGGACCUACUAUUGUGCAUCGUAAAUGCUUCUAAUUGCAUGUGUCAUCAGCAAUGGAGGGUUGCAUUACCAACAUGCGGUGGUGCCUCUUCGUUGUGUUAUUACUACUACUGGUUACCGAUGGGCAAUAAGCCUACUAUUUAAAGAUGCUGCUGGGGAUUGCAUGAGUGCUACUGUUGCAAACUAUUGAUCGAUGACAACGCGUCCGAGGUAAUUAUUU
Molecule: messenger RNA, 1181 nt
Organism: Perkinsus marinus ATCC 50983
Lineage: Eukaryota; Perkinsozoa; Perkinsida; Perkinsidae
Product: actin, putative
Exons: 3
Coding region: 1-996 (331 amino acids)
Source: RefSeq, a predicted model, not a curated record